Messenger RNA from Raphanus sativus (radish), 1113 nucleotides. Its product is annotated as protein TIFY 9. Gene Ontology annotation, biological process: regulation of jasmonic acid mediated signaling pathway; response to wounding; regulation of defense response. The coding region runs from base 291 to 881 and encodes 196 amino acids. NCBI's taxonomy places the organism in Eukaryota, Viridiplantae, Streptophyta, Magnoliopsida, Brassicales, Brassicaceae. The transcript is spliced from 5 exons. Gene Ontology annotation, cellular component: nucleus. The record is from RefSeq and is a predicted model, not a curated record.
CUUUUGAAUAUAGAAAGAGAAAACAAAAGGAAACUUGAAAGAAAGUGGAUGAGUUAGAGCUGCCCAUUUGUGCUAAAAAUAAAGACAAGGCAUAUGAACCUCGUGCGUUAAAUCACAGACGGGUACACUUUAUUUGUUAUAUUGUUAAUCUCACAUGAAAGAUCCUUUUUAUCAUUACUCUUCCUCUCGCGCCUCUUCAUCUUAAAAAAAAGAAUUAUCAUCGCCUCCUCCAUAUCUCUCCUCCCUCUCUUUCUUGAUCUCUCUGCUCCAGCGAGAAAUCAGACCCAAACAUGUCUAACGUUACCACGGAGCUCGACUUCUUCGGUCUUGAGAAGAAGCAGACCAACAACGCUCCAAAGCCUAAGUUCAAGAAAUUUCUUGACCGCCGUCGUAGUUUCCGAGAAAUUCAAGGUGCGAUUUCGAAAAUGGACCCAGAGAUUAUCAAGUCGCUGUUAGCUUCUGGUGCUAACCCUUCCGAUACAUCCACUAAGUCUCCUUCAGUUCCAUCUACUCCAAAGGAAGAUCAUCCUCAUAUCCCGAUUUCUCCGGUCCACGCGCAGCUCACUAGGCCCGGUGUAGAACCUGUCUCUGGAACUGUUCCGAUGACCAUAUUCUACAAUGGGACCGUCUCCGUUUUCCAAGUGUCUCCUAACAAAGCUGAGGAUAUUAUGAAGUUGGCCGUGGAAACAUCACCAAAGAAAGACAAGUCUAUGGAGAAAGAUCUCUCGGUAAUUCCUCAGACCACCUUAAGAACAAAGCUCUUUGGCCAGAAUCUAGAUGGAGAUCUUCCCAUUGCAAGGAGGAAGUCACUGCAAAGGUUUCUUGAGAAGCGCAAGGAGAGAGUAGUAUCAACUUCUCCUUACUUUCCGACAUCUGCCUAAACAGAGCCAUUAUCUCUUUUUUUGAUUGGGACACGAAACCAAAUGGUCUUGUCACCCAUCCAAGACAUCGAUGCUCGUUUUGCGUUUGGCUUCUCCUCAAUCUUUUGGAAUCCCCUAUCUUUUGCAGAUUAGUAUGCUAUAUAGUAGUAAAUGUUUGCUAUUUUCUUAAAUGUUUAUGAUUUCUAAUGUACAUUGACGCUAUGCGCUAUGGUAUAAGUAUAUUUCUUAUAUA